Molecule: messenger RNA, 1507 nt
Organism: Carassius auratus (goldfish)
Lineage: Eukaryota; Metazoa; Chordata; Actinopteri; Cypriniformes; Cyprinidae
Product: protein-L-isoaspartate(D-aspartate) O-methyltransferase-like
Exons: 10
Coding region: 145-894 (249 amino acids)
Biological process (GO): protein modification process
Cellular component (GO): cytoplasm
Molecular function (GO): protein-L-isoaspartate (D-aspartate) O-methyltransferase activity
Source: RefSeq, a predicted model, not a curated record
GAGAUGUGUUUGGAAACGCUAUUUCCGUUUACUUCCUCAGCACGCUGACAUCGGGUCGAAAUUUACGAGUUAGGUCCGAUUCUCCUGACGCAUGUUGGAUGCUUCAGUGUCUGACAUCCAAAGACAGGCGCAGCUUAUUAGGCAAUGCAGACAGUGCUCAGACUGGCGGCAGUAGCGGUGCCUAUGGGUUUGCUGCUCUCCAGAACCAUGGCAUGGAUCUCAAGUGGCAAAACAAAUAUAGAACUCAUCACCCGCUUAAGAGAUCAUGGAGUUAUUCGCAGUGACAGAGUGUUUAAUGCCAUGCUUGCCACUGAUAGAGGGAUUUAUUCCAGAGAUCACCCUUAUGCUGACUCUCCCCAGUCCAUAGGAUACAAGGCUACGAUCAGUGCCCCUCAUAUGCAUGCACAUGCUCUUGAGGUCCUUAGUGACAAGUUAACAGAAGGAGCUUCAGCCUUGGAUGUGGGCUCAGGAAGUGGAUAUCUUACUGCAUGCUUUGCCAGAAUGGUAGGGCCCUCUGGAAAAGUAGUGGGAAUUGAGCACAUAGAUGAGCUGGUGCAAGCCUCUGUGAAAAAUGUCCAGGCAGAUGAUCCAGAACUGCUUGCGUCUGGACGAAUUAAAUUAGUGGUGGGUGAUGGCCGGUUGGGUUAUCUUGAUGAAGCCCCUUAUGAUGCCAUUCACGUUGGAGCAGCAGCUCCUACACUCCCUAAAGCUCUCCUGGAACAGUUGAAACCAGGUGGGAGACUUGUUUUGCCUGUGGGCCCAGAGGGUGGAAGCCAAGUUCUGGAGCAGUAUGACCGUCAGAGCGAUGGUACUUUCCUCAGGAAAGCACUGAUGGGUGUGGUUUACGUCCCACUGACAGACAAACACCGCCAGUGGCCAGGUGAUGAGCUCUGAUUGCAGUAUGGUUGCCCCUGCAGGAGAUGGCGCUGGUGCUGUGGUUCAAAAAGCCCUUAGGGCUGAAGAAACACCUCCCAUCCCAUCUCCACCUGCUGCCUAGCAACACACUCGUCUCAAUCAUUCAGAUUCUUGACUUAAAACUAAAGUUCAAGUGCAGCGACUGCUAGAGGACUAAAACGAAUGCUGUAAUUCUCAGGAGGUGUCUCUUCACAUACUUAAAAUGAGUCUGCAAGAACUUCCAUAUGUAAGGCUUGUGAUCUCAGUAGCUUCAAAAGUGGCCAUGUGUUCAGUUUUCGCAUACUAUACAGCAAGAAGCAAUCGAAAUAGAAUACAGUUAUGUGUGGAAAUGAGCUAUGUAUCAUUUCGUUGUCUCACUUCUAAGUUAUAUGCCACAGCUUAAAUAAAUGGGGAAACAAAAUACUUUAAGCUAAUUAAAUUUAAAAGUUAUUUUAAAAACCUAUUCUCUUUUUUGUAGUCUCUGUGCAUGGAGUCAGAAUUUGAGUUGAAGUGUUGCUGUUGUCUAGUCAACUUUGUAAAACAAUAUAAUAAUCUACACAUUAAAUGUAUAAUCAUAUGUUAAUUGUGUGCAGAGUUAAAUGUAAACAUAAUA